UUUAUUGAAGUAACGAAAUAACGAAACUAAAAAUAAUCAAAACGGUUCAUCCCUCUUCUGCCACCGCCGCACACAAAACCUCACAAUCACUUUCUAACCGGUGACGGCGAAAAGCUCAAUUUUCUCCGGCGAGUGAACGUUUUCUGUUCCGUGCUCCAUAAUCGCCGCCAUGAUUGUCGCAAUUUCAUGGAUUCCGAAAGGUGUUUCGAAAGCCGAACCGGUUUUCGCCGAACCUCCUUCCAGAGAAGAUAUUGAAGAAAUCAUCUCCAACACUCUUGCAAAUGUUGGAGAAGAAGAUGAGAAUGAAGAAGAUGAUGCUAACAAAAAGAAUGAUGAAGUUGCACAUGCUUUAACUGUUGCUGAUGCAAUUGGUAAACCGUCGAAUGAAAACGGUGAUGAUAUUACCCUUGCAUUGAAGGAUCUCAAUAUGGAUAAUUAUGACGAAGAGGAUGAAGAAGGAUUUGAGUUAUUCAGUUCUGGGAUGGGUGAUCUUUAUUAUCCGAGUAAUGAAUUGGAUCCAUAUAUCCAAAAUAAUAAUGAGAAUUCUGAUUCUGAAGAUCUUGAAAACAUGAUUUAUCCAACUGAUUCAGUUGUUGUUUGUGCGCGUACUGAGGACGAUCUCAAUUUUCUUCAAGUUUUUAUACUUGAGGAUGCCAAUACCCGCGAUAUGAACUUGUAUACUCACCAUGAUAUUAUUAUUCCGGAAUUUCCACUCUGUACGGCUUGGCUUGAUUGCCCCCUUAAAGGAGGAGAAAAAGGUAACUUCUUGGCGGUUGGUUCAAUGGGUCCAUCCAUUGAAAUUUGGGACCUUGAUGUUAUUGAUGAGGUAGAGCCAUGUGUGGUGUUGGGUGGCAAAGAGAAAAGGAAAAAGGGGAAAAAUGGGAAAAAGAAAUCAGCAAAAUACAAAGAGGACAGUCACACCGACUCAGUACUUGGUCUUGCUUGGAACAAGAAAUACAGCAACACACUUGCAAGUGCCAGUGCUGACAAGCGAGUGAAGAUUUGGGAUGUCGUUGCUGGAAAGUGUACUAUUACAAUGGAUCAUCACUCUGACAAGGUUCAGGCAGUUGCUUGGAAUCAUCAUGCACAACAUAUCCUUCUUAGUGGUUCAUUUGAUCAUACUGUUGCCUUGAAGGAUGUAAGGACGCCGUCACAUUCUGGCUAUACGUGGUCGGUCAGCGCUGAUGUAGAGGGCUUGGCAUGGGAUCCACACACUGAGCACUCUUAUGUGGUGAGUCUUGAAGAUGGAACGGUCAAGAGUUUUGAUGUUCGGACAGCCGUGUCCAAUGCCUCAGCUGAGCAGAAUGCUACUUUUACACUUCAUGCACAUGAUAAAUCUGUUACCUCCGUAUCCUAUAAUGUGUCAGCACCUAAUCUUCUUGCUACGGGAUCCAUGGAUAAAACGGUAAAACUAUGGGAUUUGUCUAACAACCAACCAUCUUGUGUUGCAUCUAAAACUCCAGAAGCUGGGGCUGUCUUUUCUAUCUCUUUCUCCGAGGACAACCCGUUUUUGUUGGCUAUAGGAGGCUCAAACGGAAAAUUACAAUUAUGGGACACCUUAUCUGAUGAAGGUAUCUCUCGAAGAUACGAGCAAUACAACAGGAAUCAACCUCAAUCUGGGGCCUGAUAUAAUAUUUGAGUUAUAGUGAUCCUUUCAUCCCCUGCCCCAUGAGGGCAAUGUUUGGACUUAUAACUACUCAACUGCAAACAAUUGUGGUGCAUGUUCGAAUGUUUUGGAUAUCACUGUAAAAUGUUAUACUUAAGAUUGAGAUAUUUGGUUUCUUUUUCUAUAUAACAAAGCUUCAAUGCUUUUGGUAGUUUAGGAGUAUUUAAUUUUUUGGAAGGAUAUAUUAUUUAGGAUGGAUUGAUAAUGUGAUUACCAUUAUCUAAAUUUUGGAAGGAUAUAUAUAUAGUAUUUAAAGGUCGAAUGGCAGGAACUUCAUAGCACCUUGUCAUAACAAUUUUGAAAAGGAAGUUCUUUAUUGAACUUGUUGACCACUGUAAUGAGAUUACCAUUCUUAUUGUGUGUGAUUAGCAAGA
Trifolium pratense (red clover) is the source of this 2040-nucleotide messenger RNA. RefSeq lists its product as uncharacterized. Gene Ontology annotation, cellular component: nucleus. NCBI's taxonomy places the organism in Eukaryota, Viridiplantae, Streptophyta, Magnoliopsida, Fabales, Fabaceae. The record is from RefSeq and is a predicted model, not a curated record. Gene Ontology annotation, molecular function: protein binding. The transcript has 17 exons. Bases 170 to 1627 code for a protein of 485 amino acids. Gene Ontology annotation, biological process: rRNA processing.